This is a messenger RNA of Pyricularia pennisetigena, 432 nucleotides long. RefSeq lists its product as uncharacterized. Lineage: Eukaryota; Fungi; Ascomycota; Sordariomycetes; Magnaporthales; Pyriculariaceae. Bases 1 to 432 code for a protein of 143 amino acids. The record is from RefSeq and is a predicted model, not a curated record. The transcript has a single exon.
AUGCAUUACUCUAUACUCUUUUUCUCUUUCCUCAUCUCGCUCGCAGCUGCGGCACCCCAGAUCGUUCUAGGGGGGCGCGACGACCAACCGGGCGGCACUCUUCAGUUCCAGCUCGACGAGUACACGGCCACGUCAAACACCAUCAUCAACAUCCCCGGCAAGAAGACGUUCGACGACCCCGCCCGCCCGCUUAGCGUCAUAGGGUGUGGCGUCGUCGCCGUCAAGGGCAUCGACGACCCGGACUCCAUCAGCUGCAAGGCCCUCGAUGCCAACGGAGACGAGGUCGGCCAGUUCGGCGCCGGCAACCCACAGAUGAUGGCCGACGGCAAGAAGGUCACCAUCCGCGAGAUCGAGUGCACCAUGACGGAUGGAUCUGCCUCCACCAAGAAGGACGGAUCUUCAUCUCCAAAGGGCGGCAAGGGCAAGCCAUGA